UGGAACUUUGACUGAAGAGAGAGAAAGAGAGAGGAACCGUGCAGCUUUCGGCGUUCUUUCUCUCCUCUCUUUCCAGAUUUCUAGCCAACACUUCGAUGUCCAUUUCUCACUCUUCACCUAUAUUUAUAUUAUCUAUAUCUAUAUACAGCUAUUUCUCCCAGUCCUAUAUAUAUGUAAUACAGAAACGACAUUGAUUUUUGUUCCAACCGGCAAUUGCUGUCUCUCUUCUUCAUACAUACUUGACCAUUCCGCCAAAUCCAGCCCCAUUUCUCUUUCCUCUUUUGUCGGUGAUUUGUGAUUAGGUCAAUUUGACGUUAUGGAAGUGAAUUGAAGGCUUAUUCUAGGCUUGGUUGAGCUUGAUUUGGGCAUCUUCUAUGCUGUCUAUUUAAUACAAAAUAUGGGCUUACUAUGCAGCAGGAACCGUCGUUACAGUCAAGCGGACGCCGAAGAGAAUGCGCAAGCAGCAGAAAUUGAAAGGAGAAUUGAACAAGAAACAAAGGCGGAGAAGCAUAUUCAGAAACUUCUGUUGCUUGGUGCUGGCGAGUCAGGCAAGUCCACAGUUUUUAAGCAGAUAAAGCUUUUGUUCCAAACUGGCUUUGAUGAGGCAGAGCUCAAGGGCUACAUCUCAGUCAUCCAUGCCAAUGUAUAUCAGACAAUAAAACUAUUGCACGAUGGAUCCAAGGAGCUGGCUCAAAGUGACACAGAUUCCUCGAAGUAUGUUUUGUCCAAUGAAACUAAGGAGAUUGGAGAGAGACUAUCAGAUAUUGGAGGCAGGUUGGAAUAUCCACGUCUUACCAAAGAGCUUGCACAGGACAUAGAGACUCUAUGGAAAGAUCCAGCAAUUCAGGAAACUUAUGCUCGUGGUAAUGAACUCCAAGUUCCUGACUGUGCCAACUAUUUCAUGGAAAAUCUGCAAAGAUUGUCCGAUUCAAAUUAUGUUCCAACAAAGGAGGAUGUUCUCUACGCAAGAGUUCGCACAACUGGUGUCGUAGAGAUUCAAUUCAGUCCGGUAGGGGAAAAUAAGAAAAGCGGUGAAGUAUAUAGGCUUUUCGAUGUUGGAGGCCAGAGAAAUGAGAGACGAAAGUGGAUCCAUCUCUUUGAAGGUGUUACUGCAGUAAUAUUUUGUGCUGCCAUUAGCGAGUACGAUCAAACACUUUUUGAGGAUGACAACAAGAACCGAAUGAUGGAGACCAAAGAACUCUUCGAAUGGGUCCUAAAGCAACCUUGUUUUGAGAAAACGUCCUUCAUGCUGUUUCUAAACAAGUUUGAUAUAUUCGAAAAGAAGGUUCUAAAGGUGCCUCUUAAUGCUUGCGAAUGGUUGAAAGAUUAUCAGCCAGUAUCCACAGGAAAACAAGAGAUUGAGCACGCAUACGAGUUCGUGAAGAAGAAAUUCGAGGAGUUGUAUUUUCAGAGCACUGCUCCGGAUCGUGUGGACAGGGUCUUCAAGAUCUACAGAACUACGGCGCUUGAUCAGAAGCUCGUGAAGAAGACUUUCAAGCUUGUCGACGAGACUUUGAGGCGGAGAAAUCUCUUCGAGGCUGGCUUGUUGUGACGGGGUUGGGGGCAUCACUUUCUCGGGAAAAUUGGAAAGGAAAAAGAAAUUUGUGCUUUGGAAGAACUACUUCAUGAGAUUUUUAGCACUUUGAUUCCUUGAUUUUUAGCAUUUAUUUAAUUUCAAUUAAAAAAAAUCUUGUUUGUUCAGUAUACGGAGGCUUUUA
Morus notabilis is the source of this 1718-nucleotide messenger RNA. RefSeq names its product guanine nucleotide-binding protein alpha-1 subunit. The record is from RefSeq and is a predicted model, not a curated record. The transcript has 14 exons. Lineage: Eukaryota; Viridiplantae; Streptophyta; Magnoliopsida; Rosales; Moraceae. Gene Ontology annotation, molecular function: GTPase activity; guanyl nucleotide binding; G protein-coupled receptor binding. Bases 398 to 1552 code for a protein of 384 amino acids. Gene Ontology annotation, biological process: adenylate cyclase-modulating G protein-coupled receptor signaling pathway. Gene Ontology annotation, cellular component: heterotrimeric G-protein complex.